Messenger RNA from Fopius arisanus, 2952 nucleotides. It is a transcript of the gene scaf6, whose product is annotated as calcium homeostasis endoplasmic reticulum protein. Gene Ontology annotation, biological process: intracellular calcium ion homeostasis; RNA processing. The record is from RefSeq and is a predicted model, not a curated record. The transcript has 6 exons. The coding region runs from base 173 to 2524 and encodes 783 amino acids. Lineage: Eukaryota; Metazoa; Arthropoda; Insecta; Hymenoptera; Braconidae. Gene Ontology annotation, cellular component: perinuclear region of cytoplasm. Gene Ontology annotation, molecular function: RNA binding.
AUGGCGGUGUUGUAUGGCGUUCUCCUGAAACAAUUCCGAUAUCAUGGGAAAUAAAGGAUAAAAUAUUAUUUAUCCACUAUUCAUGAACUUCUGAGAGAAGAAAUUCAGUGACACGUGUUAUCGAUUUUAUCGGAACUUUUUGAGACUUCUGAGACAGGAUUUAAUAAGAAUAAUGGAUCAGGCGCCUUCAGAUAAUGAGCUGAGGAAGAUAAUUGACAAACUGGCUCAGUUUGUUGCUCGCAAUGGCCCUGAGUUUGAGCAGAUGACGAAGAACAAGCAGAAGGACAAUCCUAAAUUCAGUUUCUUGUUCGGGGGAGACUAUUUCAAUUAUUAUCAGUAUAAAGUGACCACCGAGCAAGCGAUUUUAAAGCAAAAGGAAAUAAAUCCAAUGCAAAAUGCAGAUCCACGUUUAAACGUUUCGCAGCAGCAGCAAGUGACAGGCCAACCAGUUCCCCAGCUGAAUAAUGUCACCCUGAAUACCCAAAACAACGGUAUGAGCCAGGUGGGUCCUGUUGGUGUGAUUCCAGCAAUGCAGAAUGCAGGACCACCUGCUGGCAUUGGACCAGUUGGCAGUGUUAUGACUGGAGUUAAUCCUCCGAUGGGUGGACCUGGACCUGGUGUGGGUAUCAAUGGGCCACCAGCUUGGCUCCAGAAUGAAUUGCAGAAUCUUCAGUCCCAGCAGGCGACCCUCCAGGAGCAGGUCAAGCAGUCUGGUGUGAAUCUGGGGGCUCAGCAUGCUGCACUCAUGGCACAACAGCAGGGAAGAGUGGAGGAUGCUGUGAGACAGGCCCAGGAAGGGGCACUGCAGAGCUCUGCACAGAGCACUGAGACCGAUCUCGUUGCUUUCGAUGCUGUCCUUCAGCCUAUCAUUGACAGCUGCACCAAAGACAGCAUCAGUACUGGAAAGGCCUGGAUUUUACAGUACAGUGUAACUGCUGCUAGUAAUCAGGUCAUUGCUGAGCACUUGUUGAAGAGGGUCAUCCAGAGCACGACUUUUAACCAGAAACUUCAUAUUAUUUAUCUCGUUAACGACGUCUUGCAUCAUUGUGCUAGAAAAAAGACUGGAGAUCUCAGAAAGGCAAUGGAGAACGUGGUGGUCCCCAUGUUUUGCAAUACGUCAUUAGCAGCGAGUGACGAUCAACUGACAAAACUGAACAAACUCCUGAGUCUUUGGGAAUCGAAGAAUAAUUACUUCGACGAGGGAAUAAUUGAGAAACUCAAGCAACCCAGUACCUCGUGGUCUGACUAUCAGGCGGGUCUUGUAUCGCAAUUCGCAAGUGCAAUCACUCCAAUCACAACAUCGACGAAACAGACGUACGAUAAUUAUCAAGCACAGCAUCAGGCAUUUGUGGAGCAUGCGAAAAAUCAGAUCGCUAGUAUUGAGCAACGGAAAAGAGCCAUUGAACAACAGCUCAUGGCACCUGCACCUCCACCAAUGCCACCAAUGGUGCCAAAUCAGCAGAAUAUGAAUCUGCCACCGAGCCACUCAGGGCCGCCACCUCCAAUGGCCGGUGAUUUGAAUUUCACUCAGCCACCACCGGGAUGGGGUGUUACUCAGCCCCCAGGACCACCUCCAUUUGCAACAGUACCACUGCCAGAUCUAUCGAAGCCACCACCUGGUUUUGGACCACCUCCAGUGAUUCAUGAGCCCUCGGUGGAGGAUCUCAUGCCCAGUAUGCCUUAUUUCGAGCUACCAGCUGGUCUCAUGGUGCCUCUCAUUAAGCUCGAGGACGGGGAGUACAAGCCACUGGAUCCUGAUGCGAUCAGACUCCCACCACCAGCUCCACCGAGUGAUCGACUUGUCGCCGCUGUCGAAGCGUUCUACGCACCGCCCAAUCAUGAUUCACCCAGGGAUAGUGAUGGUUGGGAGAAACUGGGGCUGUACGAGUACUACAAAGCAAAAAAUGUAGCUCGUAAGCGAAAGGAGGAGGACGUGAUGUCAGGAGUUCGUGAUAAAUCGAGAUCACCAUCUCCAAUCCUCCGACCACGCUCCAAAAGCCCAAGUCCACCAAAGAAACGAUACAGAAGUAAAUCACGGUCUCGAUCUCGUUCGAGAUCCCGGGGUCGCAGUAAAUCCCGUUCACCAGCAUCGAAUCAUCGGAGGAACAGUCGCAGUGGAGUACACGGAACACACAACAGUAGAAAUCGAAGGAGAAGAAAUAGUAAUAAAGAGAGAAGUCCAGACCGGAGGAGUGACAGGGAGAGGAGUCCAACACCUCCGAGUUUUCUUGGGUCAACCUAUAGUAAAGGGCCCGUCGAGUCUUCCCUGGAUGAGAGCAACAAGGGUCAUCAGUUGCUGAAGAAAAUGGGAUGGGGUGGGGCGGGUCUCGGGGCCAAUGAACAGGGGAUUGAGGCCCCGAUUUCUGGGGGAGAGAUCAGGGACAGGAAUGAUCAGUACAAAGGGGUUGGAAUUAAUCUCAACGACCCUUAUGAGAAUUUCAGAAAGAGCAAGGGGCAGGCUUUCAUCACGAGGAUGAAGGCUAGGGCUGAGGAAAGGGCUGAGGAGAGGGGGGACAGGGACUGAGGGGAGAAAAAAUUAAUUACUUGGUUGAAUGAGAAAAGAUUCUUGGUAUCUCCAGUUGGAAAUAUUCCUCGAUUGGAUUUAUAGAGAACUUUUUAUUUGGAAAUUCUCUCGGUCCUUUCGUGAUUCAAUUCAGAUUUUUGUUCCAUCGUUUCAAUUCUCUUGGAUAUGAUCUUUCGGUCUUAUCGUUCAGCAUGCAUUAGCGAAUUGCAUUCCUUUUUUCGUUGACGUGAAUGGGGGAAAUAGUAAUUGUAAAUUGAGAGGGUAUCCGGAGUUCUGUUUUUAUGAAUCCAUUUGUCAAUUGUGAGGUCGAUUGUGGAGUUUCGAGGUGUUGGAGAUGAAUACGAUUGUGAAUACUCCAAUGAGACGAGGAGGACGUAAUGUACAAAGAAUUAAUUAUUGUUCAAUAAGAAAAAAGGAACUUAAUUUUA